This is a messenger RNA of Neurospora tetrasperma FGSC 2508, 1371 nucleotides long. RefSeq lists its product as uncharacterized. NCBI's taxonomy places the organism in Eukaryota, Fungi, Ascomycota, Sordariomycetes, Sordariales, Sordariaceae. The record is from RefSeq and is a predicted model, not a curated record. The transcript has 3 exons. Bases 1 to 1371 code for a protein of 456 amino acids.
AUGGCGCCCGUUACGGAUCCAUUUCCUGUCCCUGGCUUGGAAGGCUUGAUCUUGGAGAACUGUAGAUUCUUCAGCAGUCCAGACACCGAGUUAUCUCUCGUGGUCGCCAAAGAACUAGGCCAAUUCAGAGCCGUGGUGCUGCAGACCAAGGAGAACUUCAGGGGUCCUCUUCUGGUCGAAACGGGACCGACCAUCUACUGGGCACUUCACUCAUUGAUGGUCAAGUCGGCAGAGUUCGUGCAGAACUACAUCCAGACCAGCGGGUACUCGGUCGUUCCCAGAACCAAUGAAACCAAAGCCUACAAGGAGGCUCAUGGCUUCGGUGACUCGGAGCAUGGGUCUGACGAUAACCAAGGGCACGAUGCUGAAUCGGUCACCUCCAGGUCCACUUCAUGUCCGGCAUACACCAGUCAAUCUGUCCCCGAACCAUCACAACCUCCUGUUAAGCGGCAUAACAUGCCAUAUCAUAACCGUAUGAACGGCGUGUCUGGUGUUAAUUUCCCUCCUCUACCGCCUCCACCGCCAGGGUGGUCGCUUCGGAAUAUGGAGUUGAAUGGUGGAAUUGGGAAUGGAGUGAGCCACGCAUCUCCUCCUUAUCAUCCUCCUCCUCCGCCACCGCCGCCCUUGCUUCCCGACGGCUUUGCUAGAGCGGGAUCUGGAAAAGAACCAUGCUGGUCAUUUCAGCAGUUCAACCAUUUCCAGUCUCAGAAUAGGAGUUGUCAUAGACAAGCGAUGAGGCCGACGGACCAGUACUUGAGACCUGGUAGUAUUCAGCAUGUGCAAUUGCCGUCACAAACACUUCCUGCUACUGCGGCUACCCAGUCAGUACCGCCGGCUUUUUCAGCAAUCGAUGUUGCUGUACCUGGAAGUAAUCCCAAACCCAAUGGUCAUUCGUUAAAGCCAGAGCAGUCCCAACAUCAUAUACCGCCGCCACCACCACCGCCGCCUCCCUUUCCACCAAUGUCUCGAGUAGUCAAUCAUGUCUACGGUUCAGCACCCUGGCACGUCCAGAGAUUGAGGGCAUAUACCACAGCUGGAAUCAUUCCUCCUCCACCACCACCACCACCUCCUCUUACUUCCAUUCAUGUACCCGCCUCUUCCUCUACCUCUUCCUCUUCCUCGGCAACAACCACCAUAACACCCAAUGCUUCUCCAAAUUUACCGUCUGUUGCACCCCGCUUUUUCCAAGGGGCAUCUAGCACCACCUCCUCUUCCCCUUCUGCCCCUUCCAUCUCCACCUUUUCUUCUCCCAACCCCACCGCCAACCAGAACUCCAUCACAAUCCCAUGCUCCUCCUGUGGCGACAGCGACAACAACAAGCCUACCUCCACCACCCCACCAGUCCUCAUAACCAUAGGAUUCCCCUCCUAA